Molecule: messenger RNA, 2578 nt
Organism: Catharus ustulatus (Swainson's thrush)
Lineage: Eukaryota; Metazoa; Chordata; Aves; Passeriformes; Turdidae
Product: V-set and immunoglobulin domain-containing protein 4-like
Exons: 9
Coding region: 106-1302 (398 amino acids)
Biological process (GO): negative regulation of interleukin-2 production; negative regulation of macrophage activation; negative regulation of T cell proliferation
Molecular function (GO): complement component C3b binding
Source: RefSeq, a predicted model, not a curated record
CCCUCGGUACCAAGAAAGAAUUAAGAAUUGGCAAGUGCCCAGAGACAGAGAGACACAAUAAAAAUAGACAAGAAGUCAGGGCAGCUGUUCACUUCCCCAUGCUUGAUGAUGUGGGCUGGCUUAGUGCUGUGGUGUGCAGCACAUCUGAGACCUGGCUGCACGUUUGCAUCUGCCGUCCCAAAUCUGUCCGGUGUCCACCAGGUCACGGGCACGUGGAUGGGAUCCACCACUGUGCCGUGUACCUACGUGCCUUGGGAAGGUUUCACAGAGCACACGCUGAGCUGGAGCCUGGAGCGGGACUCCAGCGUCUCCACCAUCUUCCGGAGGGAUGAAUCUGGUGACCACAUCUUGCCAGCGAAAUUCCGAGGCCGACUCAGCGUCCCAAAGAACAGCCCAGGGGAUGCCUCACUCCUCAUUGAGAACCUGGAAAUGCCUGACAGUGGACACUACACCUGUCAAGUUGUCUGGAGGUCUGCAGAUAACAGCUUGGUAACAAGAGAGCUGACCACUACAGUUAAAGUUGUCAAAGCGGCAGCCACCAAGCCCAUCAUCAGAGCGGAGCCGGGGCUGACGCUGCCGGCCGGAGCCAGCGCCAGCCUGACCUGCGAGGCCAGCGGCUCCCCUCCCAUCAGCUACCGCUGGUUCCGCAGCUCCCCGGCGGCCACAGCCCAGCUCCUGAGCAGCGGGGCUGAGCUGGCCUGGUCCAGCCUGCGGCCCUCGGACAGCGGCUCGUACUUCUGCGAGGCGGAGAACAGGGCUGGGGCCGGCGCCGUGCAGCGCAGCGAUGCUGUGCAGCUCACGGUGACAGAUCUGCCCACAACAACAGCAACCUUGCAGAGGAGUGUGGGAACCACAGGGGGACACCACUCAACCAUAGGUCAGGGACAGAGCAGUGACAUGGAGCACACACCAACAGAUCCAGUCCCAACCACUCGGGUCUCCAGGAUGGAUACUGCUCCAGUGGGGCCUUUCACAGACACAGGUUCCCCGCGGGUCGCUCCGUCCCCGCUGCUGUACGGGCUGGUGGCCGCACUCGGAGGAGCCGCGCUGGGCGCGCUGCUGGCGGUGGGGCUGGGCUACUGGCGGCGGCGGCGGAGGAAGGACGAACCUCUCUAUGAAGUUGCUUUCCGCAGAACUGCAGACGUCGCCCUGCUGCACACUGAGGGGGAAGUCCCUGCUAAGAGCCUACAGGAGGAAAUGUGCUCUAACACUGCAAAGACCACCGUGAAAGACAGGAAAAGUCCUGAGUACGAGAACCUUAUGACUGCAAUGGAAUCACAAUAUGAAGCAGAAGGAAUUUAGUUGAGUACCAGCUUUUCCACGUAAGCAGCCAUGCAGGGCUGCAGCAUUGAUCUGCUCUGAUGAGGACUGGACACCUUCCUCAGAAGACAUGAAGCCUGGGACAAGCUACAGAAGAAGAAGGCAACAGGAGUCAAGAAAGGGGGAGCAGAUGCCUCAGAUGGACCAGCCCCCGUGUACUCCAUGUUGUCACUGCCUCUAGUUAGGGCAGCAAAAGGACUUUGGUCACAAGUAGAAGAACAGUGGAAACAUUAGAAGCCUGUCUCCAGUGCUGAGGUAUUUUUUCUCUGGGCAACAAAUGCGUGAUUAUUUCUUUAUUUUAUUUUUGGUGUGUUUUCUAUGUUUCUAGUAAAACCUGUUGGCAACAGAACUUUUUUUUUCUGAAAGCCACAGAGGGUUCUGCUGUGUUGUGUCACCAUCAAACCAGAAAACUUCGUUCCUUGCACUAGUCACUCACAGUGCUCAUCUGCUGAGCUGUGCUGCAGAACGGAAGGAUAAAUUCAGCUUCUGCCCUGAAAGAACACUGCCUCCCAAAAGCACAAUAUCUCCAGUUCCCAGUGCAGUGUCAUGAGACUCACAGUUCCCCUUGCAGUGCCUGUCCCAUGGAGGGGACCUGCUGGCUUUUACACCUGCUGAGUUUGUACCAUACUUCAGAGCAGGGAGGUGGGAGAUGAAGUCCCAGAGAAAUUUGUCCCACUGUUAUUUGGUGUUUGUUCUAGUAAGAAAGGAAGGGGUUUAUUUUCUUCCCCUUCACCCCAGUUAUCUGGAAGGCUCUGGGAGCUGAAGGGGAGAGUUAUCUAAAAAGCAGAGGGCAAAGUGCUGAAAGCAAAAAUUAGAAAUGCAUGAGAAAACAAGAAUGAAGGGCAUACACAAACACUUGGCCAGCUGUGGUGGGAGGUUGGGUCUGUUGAAACCUCAAGGUUUGAGUUAAAGCAGGGCUUGGGGCUGACAUGGCUGUGUGCUUCAUGGAAGAUCCACUGGGGACAAAGCAAAGCCUGAAAUCAUAGCCCUUGCUCUCUUUUGAAGCUAACUUCAGUGAUAAAGAUCAGAGUGAUGUGUGUGAGUCAUGAGGAGGUGCUUGAGAGAGACCAUGGGAGUGUGAGUCAUAAGAAGCAGGGCCAUUUCUUGACCACUUGUGGACCAUGUUUGUCCAGAAGUACAGAAGCUAUUCAAAAAGCAGAAUACAAUUUGUUUAGGCAAUGAUAUACAUUCAUAGGUCCCAGCUUUGUACAAACUCCAGCCUCUUCAAAAUAUUUACUGAGAAAUAGUUGCAACAAAA